This is a messenger RNA of Homarus americanus (American lobster), 1417 nucleotides long. Its product is annotated as GTP-binding protein GEM-like. The record is from RefSeq and is a predicted model, not a curated record. Gene Ontology annotation, molecular function: calcium channel regulator activity; GTPase activity; GTP binding. Lineage: Eukaryota; Metazoa; Arthropoda; Malacostraca; Decapoda; Nephropidae. The transcript is spliced from 4 exons. Gene Ontology annotation, cellular component: plasma membrane. Bases 1 to 537 code for a protein of 178 amino acids.
AUGACAGGCAAAGCUUUGGAGAAUGUGAUUGACCUAAUUGGCUAUACAACCAUCAUCUCAAACCAUCAUCUUCGUCGUCGUCUCCUACAGGUUGAGAACUGCCUCUCGACGUAUGACCCCCAUGCGUGCGUCGUCGUGUACUCAAUCACGGACAAGGGGUCGUUCAAGAAGGCGGAGGACACCCUGACUUACCUGUGGCGGGAGAAUUACUCGAAGGACAAGGCAGUUAUCCUAGUGGGGAAUAAGGUCGAUCUUGCCAGGUCCAGGAUCGUCAACAACAGUGAGGGAAAGUCUCUUGCGAGGAGCCACGAAAGUAAAUUUAUAGAGACUUCCAGCGGCAUACAGCACAACGUGGACGAGCUGCUGGUGGGCGUGGUGAAGCAGGUUCGUCUGCGUUUGGCCGCCCACCGGAAGCGCCUGAAGAAGAUGUCAGCCUCGAAGACCUCCCUGAGCCUCCACGCGGCCAAGGAGCUCCUCAAUAAGAUGUGUCUCCUAGAUAACAAGUCUAAGUCGUGUGAGAACCUCCAUGUCUUGUAGGAGAGUCUCCAAGGUGUCAGGAGCCUCCUUCAAAAUCCUCCACGACUUCUCCUGGGUGUUUUUUGGAGACCCAGCGGAGAGGACAGUGGAGUAACUUGGUAUUCUUGGAUGGUAUCGGGAAGCUCUCCUCCAUCCACCACCCCUACGAGGUAAGACCCAUUCAUGACUCCAAGAGGAAGGAACCUGAAGGAACCUAAAGAAACUUGGAGGAAUCUGAUGGAAUCUGGAGGAACCUGGAGGGACUUGGAGGAGCCUGAAAGAAUCUGGAGGAACCUGAUGGAACCUGAAGAAACCUGGAGGAAUCUGAAGGAACCUGAAGGAACUUGGAGGAAUCUGAAAGGAACCUAAAGAAACCUGAAGAAACCCGAAGUAACCUGAAGAAUCCUGAAGGAACCUCAAGGGGGUUACUCACUGAGGGUAGUCAAUCAGGAGAGCUUCCCUCCAUCCAUGUAUUACAAGAUGUCAUGUCAACGUCCAUGCCUUGUAAACAUGUUAGCUUUUUCUCCUAGUUAAGUGUAAGAAGUUCUCUCCCUCUCUCUCUCUCCCGCUUGGAGCUUGACUGUGUGACCAUCUCUGGUCUGUGUAGUGAGUUGUCCUUCGGCAGGAUAAUAAACCAUGGCUCCCUGGUGCUGCUCUCUGUGUAGGUGUGGCCAGUCUCAUGUAUCGCUACGGGGAACGGAUUUUUUUUUUCAUUAUAAAUUGUCAAUAUCAAAUCGUAUGUGUAUUAGCUGUAAAGUCCUGAUGCAGUAUGUGGCCUCUUAAGAGCUGGGUCACAUGUGGAUAAAAGGUGUAAUGAUUUGUGUAGCUUCGUCAGGUUUGGGGAGGUACUGUGGUGGUCCUCAUGACUUGUACUUUCAACCCAGUCCAGGGGCGGUGUUGG